AUGGCGGCGACCGGCGAAAUUGCCCAAAUAUUCUGCACCAACGGCGAAACCAUAGAAACAACGCGACGGACUCUGAGCCGAGCUCCCAACUCGCCGCUGGCCACCGACCCCAACUGCGCCGUCCAAUACGACGCUCGGAUCGUCAGCAUUCUGAUAGACGCCCUCCGUCGCCAUGACAUGAGCCUAGUCGUUCCAGAAUCCUUCGACCAGUGGGCUCAACUCUCCAGUGCGGCUCAGAAGUUGAAGUUGGCGCCAACUCCGGAAGCCGUCUUUCCCUCGACGAUCACGAUCGCUUGUCACGCAGCUCUGUCCACCGGCAGACUCAACCCAGAAGUCACCUUCAGGAAAGUUCUUCGGAUCGUCGUCGCCGGCAAGGUUACCAUGUGUCGCAGCGUUUUCGGCGACAGUCUCAACGAACGUCGCGAUGGAGGCGGGGCCGACUUUGAAAUGGACCGAUACACGUCGCGGUAAAAUUUCAGCUCGCUGCUAACAAAAAACUUGAUUUUCCUCCCUCUCAAAAUCGAAAAUCGCAACCUUUCUACCAUAAUCGAUCCUACAAACGGUUAAAGAAGCCUCGUAAAAAAAUAUUAAGCUGAAAAAGUUAACAGAGAAUCUUCUUCGAAGGUUGAAGUUCGACUUUUCAAAAAAAAAAAAGAUUUAAAAAUACUUUGAUGAUCUCGAAAUUCAACUUUUAAUAACGAUUUCUUAUUUAAUUUUAUGUUCUGCAAAUAAAAAAAUUUUUUUCCAAGAUUCUCAAUCUCACACGUUCGUGUGAUAAUAAUUCGAAAAGUCAAAACUUCCAAUCUCAAAAACAAAAACAAUGUCUGUGCGAAGAAAACUCAAAAUUUUACUCUAAGAAAAGCGAGUUAAUCAAAAAAACACAAUUCUUAUCUCUAUGGCAACUUCUCAUUUUUCUGACUAAAGUCUACUAUUUUUUCUCCCCCUCGCAUAUCUCAAUUGCUAAAAAAGUCCCUUUUUUUGCAAUUCUGAAGACAAGGGUCUACAAAACAACUCGCUCCGUAAAUAAGUUAGAGAAAACACACACGUUCUUUACGAAGUGAAAUGAAAUGCCUCGCGGGGAAAUAUAGCAACAAAAAAUAGAUAUGAGGAAACUCAUAAUUUAAUGGCGUCGGGUAGACAAACUUCAUUUCGCUAUGAAUUCACUAUUUCAUGGUUACAAACCGAAGAGAUUUUAUGAGGAACCUUUUUCCUUUGACAAAUUAGGAAUAUUGAGACAUAAGUGAGCCACAGUUUCAAAACAAUAAGUUUUAUUGUCAAAUCAAAAUUUUUUUGAAAAAAUCAAUCAAAAAAGAAUAAUUCUAUCCGGCUAUAAAUUAUAUAUUUGUUUGUUCUAAACCUAUGAAUAGCUCUUCUGAUAUUCGAGAAAUUUCCGAAAAAAGUUAUCAGAAUAAUACAGCAAUCUAUCCAUACAAAAGUUUUACGCGCUUUCAAAAACUCCAUGGAAAAAGAAAAACUUUGAAACUUCACAAAUUUAAACACAGAUUCUCGGGAAACACAGUUUUCAUAGAAAGACAUGAAAAUGAGCCUUAUUUUAAAACUAAAAUUUCAGCUUUUUCCUAAAGCACAGCAACUUGGAGCGAGCUUUCGACCAACUAGCUGCCGGCGGCUACCGCUUGACUCAAGCAAACACCUUCGCUCCAUCGCAACUUCAGGUAUCCCUUUUUGAAAGCUUCUCAUCUUUUAGUUUCUAGUUGGCCGAAAGUCCCAGAGCCAAACGAAAGAAUGAAAAAACACGUGUAAGAGGCCCCGAUAUUUAACAAAGUUCAGAAGCACGCCAACGACGACGUCCAAUUCAUCCAUCAUUCGCAGUUUUUGUUCAUUCGCCAGCCCAAGGUUAGCCCGCACCGUUGA
Molecule: messenger RNA, 1872 nt
Organism: Caenorhabditis auriculariae
Lineage: Eukaryota; Metazoa; Nematoda; Chromadorea; Rhabditida; Rhabditidae
Source: the annotation of a GenBank genome assembly